Prunus avium (sweet cherry) is the source of this 1137-nucleotide messenger RNA. It is a transcript of the gene LBD20, whose product is annotated as LOB domain-containing protein 20. Gene Ontology annotation, cellular component: nucleus. NCBI's taxonomy places the organism in Eukaryota, Viridiplantae, Streptophyta, Magnoliopsida, Rosales, Rosaceae. The record is from RefSeq and is a predicted model, not a curated record. Gene Ontology annotation, biological process: hormone-mediated signaling pathway; positive regulation of DNA-templated transcription.
CCUAUAGCUAUAUAGCUAGCCAGCCAGCCAACUUGUUAUAUUAAUCCUUCCAUUUCCAUUCGCUCUUGAUGGCUGAUCAGCCAGUACACGGAGAUCAUUGCACGUCCGAAAGCAGAAGAAAGGGCACAUCCGGCGGUGCUGGAAGGCCUACUUCUAACACAGAGGCGGCGGCAACGACAAACAAUUCUAGUACAAGCAGUACAGUAGUAGUAGGUGGUGCAGCUCCAUGUGGAGCCUGCAAGUUUCUGAGGAGGAAGUGCAUUAGUGGGUGCAUAUUUGCACCCCAUUUUGGUUCAGACCAAGGAGCUGCACGCUUUGCAGCGGUGCACAAGGUGUUUGGGGCAAGUAAUGUGUCAAAGCUUUUGUUGCACAUUCCCUUGAACCGCCGCCAAGAUGCCGUCGUCACCAUUUCUUAUGAGGCUCAAGCUAGGCUCGCUGAUCCCGUCUUUGGUUGUGUCUCAACCAUUCUUGCUCUGCAACAACAGGUUGCAUCUUUGCAAGCCGAGCUUGCAAUGGUGCAAACUCAGCUGAUAAACAGUAGAUUUGCAUUUGCAAAUGCCCUUCAGAUCAGCUCCCAGCAGCGGCAGCAGCAGCAGCAACAACAGCAACAACAACAUGAGCAGCAGCAGAACAUGGCUUUGAUGUUGCAGCCUGCCUACUCCAACAACUCCUCUGCUUCCACUAAUCUCAUCAACAUGUGCAGCUUCACCUCUAAUUUUGACCUUGCAGCCGAGACUGCGCCAUCUUCACAAAGCCACCCUCUUCAGCUUUCAAGGCCAUCCCAAGACGAAGAAGAUGACGAGGAAGAGAGUCAAGUUCCCCUCAUGUUCGCCAAUGAUCGAUACACUUGAAUAAUAAGAUAAUAACUCAAUGCAUUCCGUGUUUCUUUCCUUAAUAUUUCUCUCUUUACAAUUGCUUGUAUGUAGCUUCUCUAUCCAUGAUCAUUAUCAUAAAACUAUACUUCUUUUCUUCUCCCCAAUCUAUAAUAUACGUUUACGUUACCUCCUAUCCGAACUUGUCGUCCUUCUGCUAGGGCAAAUAUAUAGUCAAAUGAUUGUAGGUCAAUCAUACAUGCAGAGAGAUUAACGUGGCUAAAUAUAUUGUUCCUAACUUUCUUAUUUGCAUUACUGAGGUUAG